CCACCGCACCCGCCGGCUCUGAGCGCUUCCCUGGACACGCGUGGGCUUACCCGCGUGACCGCCCGCCCCUUUCUCCCCCGCAGCCCCGUUUGCCACGGCCGGGCCGCGCCGCCUGCGUGGGAAAAAAAACCACUUUCCUCCGCGUGCCCGGGCCCACGCUCCCCACGCGGGGCGGCCGCUGCCGGGCGGGGGCGGUGCGGGGCGGUGCUGCCCGGCGGGAGGAGCCGGGACCGGGCGCAGGCGCCGCGCCGGGAACUGCCGCUCGCCCGGGCCUGCCGGCCUCCCGUCCGCUGCCACCCUGGCGCUGCGCUGCAUGGAUGGCGUCGUCCUCUCGCCCAACGAGGAUGAGUUCGUGGGCAGGAUAGUGGAGGAGCUGGAGCACUUCAUGCUGCAGGGGCAGCACCACAGUGUGCUCCUGUUCCCCCCUCUGUCCAGUCGCCUCAGGUACCUGAUCCACCGGACCGUGGACAAUGUGGAUUUGUUGAGCAGCUUUUCUGUGGGAGAAGGAUGGAGGAGGAGGACGGUCAUCUGUCACUCGGCCGUAAGGCUGCCCAGCGAGACCAGCGACCAAAAACCCAGCAGCAACCCACCGAGACCACACCGACCUCCGCAGCCGUGGGGCCGGGGGGGCCGAGGUGGCAGGCUGCGGCAUGGCGGGGAGGUCCACGGUGACAACUCUCGAGCCUGCGUGGGGUCUGGCAGGAUAAAAAGGCCACCCUGGAAGAAACCAGAUAAAGCCCUGUACGUCCCCAAGGCGAUGCGCAAGAAGGCAGAGCGGGGGGAGCAGGAGAACCCAGUGGCGGCCGGCACCGAGUCAGGUGGGGAUGUGGCACGGGAAGAAGAGGGCCGCCCUAAAGCUUCAGUCGGGGACGCCCAGGAGGAACCGGGGAAGUCCGAAAGCAGCCCAGGUAGCGCCUCCUUGGCCCUCGGCAAGCAACAGGAACCUGGCGAAGAGUGUGUUUCAGGAAAAAGUAAUGAUGAUGUAAACAAUGAAUGUCCUCCGUGCUCUACGGAUGUCCUGUCAUCAGAGAACAGUCAUGAUUUCUCUGGGCAGGAAAGUCAAGAUAAAGACUGUUCAGAUUCCCUUUCUUCUCUAGACAAUAAAAACCCAAUUGAAGCGGAUGAGCAAGAUCAGAGCUGCGACAACUCUAUUAUACAAGAAGGUAGCAAAAUCCUGUGCCAGCCGCAAGCUGAAGACCAAAGCAGCCAGGAUGCCAGUGUAACGGAGAGUGGCAAAAACUCCUCCCUAUCAGAAAGUCGCAGUGGUAACUGCUGUACAGACCCGGCUGUAGCAGAGCUGAGCGCAACGUUGCCGGUGCUGGAAAACCAAGAUAAGAGCUGCGGGGCUGCCACGAGCCUGGAGAGCGGUGGGAACGUGUCACUGCCUGAAGAACAGGGCGAGGACUUUGUGAAUGCUGGUGCGGUGGAGGGAGGUGAGAGUUUCUCCAAACUGGAAAGCCAAGAUCAAGAGUGUCCUGAUGUUGCCCGGGUGGAGCGUAACCAGAACCCCCCAGAAGCCCAAAAUGAGCCUUCUCAUGCCCACGGUGCCAACCCAUCGGCUCCUGAGGACCAGAACGAGCGCCAGGCAGAUGCUCCCGUGCAGAACCGUGGUGGGAAGGAGCCUGUGGCAGGAGAGGAGGACGAGGAGCAUUCGGGCUUGGCCGGCGUGCUCUGGCGUGAGCUGCAUUUGUCUGCAGGUGAUGAAGAGGAGAGUGUGGCCGUCCGCCGGCAGAGCAGCCUCGAGAACGACUGUACUGCAGAGCUCUUUGCAGAGAUUGUGGGUUAUUUAACUGUGAAGGACAUAAGCAUCGAGAAGAUCAACUUCGAUUUUUCCAGCUACGGAGAUGCACAGCUCAGCGAGGGGGACUUUGGCCACGUAACCGAAAUCUAUGACUUCUCCCCGUCGCUGAAAACGGAGCACCUGCUAGAAGUGUUCUCGGAUUUCCAUGAGAGCGGUUUCAAAAUCCAAUGGGUUGAUGAUACGCACGCCCUGGGAAUCUUCUCCAGCCUGUCCACAGCAUCUCAAGCCCUGGGGCGACGUUAUCCUUCUUUAAAGAUCCGACCCUUGAUCCAUGCGACAAAGCAGUCAAAGAUCAAGGCGCUUCAGCGACCGAAGCUCCUUCACCUCGCAAAAGAAAGACCCCAGACUGACACUGCAGUGGCGAAGAGGCUGGUGACCCGGGCGUUGGGCUUGAAGCACAAGCAGCAGGGUGUCUCAGGCACUGAAAUGCUCCCACCAGAAAGCUUGGACGAGGAGGAAUAAACCAUCUCAGCUAAAAAAAAAAAAAAAGAUGUAAAGACGAGCAUGGCUGUGAUAUUAAACUGCAUGCAGAACAG
Messenger RNA from Grus americana (Whooping crane), 2337 nucleotides. RefSeq names its product R3H domain and coiled-coil containing 1 (gene R3HCC1). The transcript is spliced from 8 exons. Bases 314 to 2263 code for a protein of 649 amino acids. The record is from RefSeq and is a predicted model, not a curated record. Lineage: Eukaryota; Metazoa; Chordata; Aves; Gruiformes; Gruidae. Gene Ontology annotation, molecular function: nucleic acid binding.